Molecule: messenger RNA, 756 nt
Organism: Tilletiopsis washingtonensis
Lineage: Eukaryota; Fungi; Basidiomycota; Exobasidiomycetes; Entylomatales
Exons: 2
Coding region: 1-756 (251 amino acids)
Biological process (GO): transcription initiation at RNA polymerase III promoter
Cellular component (GO): RNA polymerase III complex
Molecular function (GO): nucleotide binding
Source: RefSeq, a predicted model, not a curated record
AUGCGCGUCCUGCAGCCGCGUGCCGCGCUGCUCUCCGACUACGAGGUGCUGGCGCUGCUCAAGGACCUCGAGACGACGCAGCGCCGCCAGGCGCGCCAGCCGGCGCCCGCCGUCUUCGGCACGCCCGCCGCCGCCGUGCUCGAGGCGGCCGCAGCCGCAGCGGCGGGCGCGGCCAAUGGCGCAGCGCCCAGCGCCGCGCACGCCGAGGACGCCGACGCUGAGGCGGGCAUGGCGCUGCUGCCGCCGAACCUGCGCACCGUGCAGUACGAGCUGCUGGCGUACCUCAGCAACGCGGCACGCCCCGCAGCGCAUCAGAGCGCCGAGCAGAUCGCCGCCUUCAAGGCCGCUCUGGCGCGCUGGGAGCGCGACGAGCACCUCGGCGAUGCCCGUCUGACGCGCGGCGAGCGCCUCAUGUGCGUCAACCUGGCGCCGGCGACGCUCGUGGAGCUGCACUGCAUCGUCGAGGAGCUGUCGGAGCGCUUCUCGGAGACGCAGAUCGAGUCGCUGCUCGAGCUCAUCGCGACGCACCUGCCGCGCGACAGCGAGGUGCCGAGCAGCAACGGCAUCAACGGCACGGCGCACGGCGAGGGCCUGCCCGGCGGCGCGGCCGCCGUCGAUGAGGAUGCCGAGUGGGAGGAGCGCGAGCGGCGCGAGGAGGAGCUGCGCGAGAUGCGCGAGCAGCAGGCCAACGAGGACUUUGUCGUCGAGGGCCGCGGCGAGGGCGCCGUCGACGACGAGCUGCCCGAGGAGGAGUAG